Messenger RNA from Onychomys torridus (southern grasshopper mouse), 2038 nucleotides. RefSeq names its product coiled-coil domain containing 78 (gene Ccdc78). NCBI's taxonomy places the organism in Eukaryota, Metazoa, Chordata, Mammalia, Rodentia, Cricetidae. The transcript has 14 exons. The coding region runs from base 1 to 1419 and encodes 472 amino acids. Gene Ontology annotation, cellular component: cytoplasm. The record is from RefSeq and is a predicted model, not a curated record.
AUGAAGGAGUGGAAUGCAGGAUGGGUAAUCUCUAAGGUCAACAGAGGCCUUGGCAACACUGGCAACACUCACAGCAAUAGCCGGGAAGCAGGCCACCACCAAACAGGUCUGGGGCCAGAGUUCCUUUCCCUUAUGGAGGGUGUGGCAGCCCCAGGCCCCAGGCCAGGGGCCCCACUUCAAGUCACAGAGAAUGUUGUUCCAGGAACUGAGGACUGGUUGCCAAGAGUUUCUGGACACCCAGCCUGGGCUACCAGCCUGGAGACAGAGUAUCAGACAGAUGCAGAGCUGAGUGAGAAGCAGCGGCUGCAGAUUUCCAAGGAGCUAGUCGAUCUUCAGAUUGCAACCCAUCACCUUCGUGAACAGCAUGAAGCUGAAGUCUUCGAGCUGAAGAAGGAAGUUCUUCGACUGGAAAGCCGGGUGCUAGAGCUAGAGCUGCAUGGUGACUGCAAGGGACAUAGAGUCCAACCAGCAGCCAAUCCAGGGCACCACCAGGUACCACCACAAGAGCCAUCGGGAGGACAGCAGAAGCUGCAGGAAGAAUUGAAAUGGGUCCUGGAGCAUCACAGAGUCAGGCAGCAGGCGCUGGAGACACGAGUGGCAGUCCUAGGCCAGCAGUUGCAGGGAGCCCGAGAGGAAGCCAGGACAGCUGGUCAGCGCCUGGCUGCCCAAGCCAUGGUGCUGUCUACCUGUCAGGGUCAGCUCCGGCAGGCUGAAGCUGAAAAUGCUCAGCUGCAGUUGCAGCUGAAGAAGUUGAAUGAGGAGUAUGCUGUCCGGCUGCAGCGCUAUGCCAAAGAGACAGUGGAGACUGCCAACAGCACAGGUCGGGCAGCCCUUCAGACGUUCCUGGAGGCCACUCUGCAGGACAUUCGGGCCGCACACCGAAGCCGGGAGCAACAACUGGCCCAAGCUGCCCGGACCUACCGCAAGCGCCUGGCAGAUCUGAGCCGGGGGCAGGAGUUGCUGCUAACCACCUGCAGGGCUACCUUUGCAACAGCCACGGACCUGGAGCCAUUACCCAUGCACUGGGCCACUGAACUCAGCCACCAAAGGGAGAAUGAGUACGGCAGACACAGGACACUGCUGCAGCACCCUGAGAAAGGACCUGGGGAAAGUUCCAAGGACAGCAGCUCACAGCCACUGGCCCUGGAUACUGCAUCCUGGGCCCAAAUCCAGAAGAAGCUGCAGGACUUCUCCCAGGACACCCAGGCAAAGCUGGAACGAGAGCGGGCACAGCUGAUGGUCCGAGCCACCAUGGCAGAGCAGCAGCUCUCUGAGCUACAGGAGUACGUGGACCAGCACUUGGGCAGGUACAAGCAGGAAAUCCAGAGACUGAGGAAGUUGGUGAAUACAGGAGACCGCCAGGGAGUAGAAGCUAUGCCUUCCACGAGGACCCAGCGCCCAAGGACCCGGAGUCACUAGCUAGCUAGUCUCCCAGAGACUACAAAUCAAACCUCUUCACAGCCAGGAUGGAACCUGCUGCACACCCCACCCCACAGAGUGAUUCCUGGAACAAACCAGAGUCGGGAUUGAAGCCACAGAGUCUUUAUUGUAUCUAGUCGGCCAGCCUGUCAAACAAGGGUCCCAGGAAUGGAGGUAGAACUGGACUCUGGGACAGCCUUGGUGGAUACCCCACAAGAAGACACAGCUGGCCCAGUACCAUGGACAUCAUAGGCCCAGACUCUGUCCAGGCCCUCACCCACCACAGCUACAGGCUGCCAGGUGGGAAGGGGGAAACGUCCAGAUACCACAUGGGCCCCUGCAGGUAGCUCUCCUUGCAGCUUGUCCUCCAGCAGUGGAAGCUGUAAGGAGAGAACAGGAGGAAGGAGGGCACAGGAGCAGGUAAGGAAAAGCUGCCCAUCCAGCUGGGCCCAGGACCUAUUCCAGCCCUCAGAGCAGCCAGGAGCCAAGAGUGUGGCCCUGACCUCCUAGCAGGACAGCAGACCCAAGACCUACCACACUGGGGGCCAGGAACACAGACACAUUGUGACAGUCUCUGAGGCUCACCUGUGGGAAAUAAAGAUAAAGGCUGGAAGGCAUG